Molecule: messenger RNA, 1851 nt
Organism: Exophiala mesophila
Lineage: Eukaryota; Fungi; Ascomycota; Eurotiomycetes; Chaetothyriales; Herpotrichiellaceae
Exons: 1
Coding region: 1-1851 (616 amino acids)
Source: RefSeq, a predicted model, not a curated record
AUGCCCGAUGCUCUCCUCUGGAUCAACAAAGACGGCGCCUCUGAUGUUCUCUCCCGCAGCUCAAAGGAUGAGACCCGCCAGAUCCGUAAGCAUGUCCAACAUGAACGACAAGUCAAGGCAAAGGCCGCUCAGGGUGCUGCUGCCGCACUCGCUGCCAGCAAGUCAACAAGUCCUCCAAAAUCCCGCAGAGUAAGUCGCAGUGUCAGUGAGAGGAGCACCACCCCAACCGACCAAUCCACAAACACCGUCGCUGUCAGGCGCAAAGCCUUGCGACUCGAUACCAAUCUCCCCAAUGACACCCGCUCGCCAUAUCCUCACACCAGCCAACUGUCGGCUUCCUCGUCUGCCAUGUCUCCUACAAGUCAGUCUCUCCGCAUCAAUCAGACCAUCAGCGCAUUGCCAGGUCUCGAUGCAGAUGAGCUUCGAAGUCUGGUAUUCUUCUGCCAGAGAACAGCCCCCGAGUGGUCCGGCUGGCGCGAUGCCCUGUUUUGGAACAAACUCAUCCUCCAGGCCUGCCAUCUGAACCAGUCCAUCCUCCAUGGCGUAGUCGCUCUUGGCGCUCUUCACGAGUCGUGUGAGGUCGACAAGGAAUCUGACGAACAGUCGAGUUUACAACAGCUCGCAUUGGUCCAGAGCACAAAGGCCACCAGGAUGGCCGUCGAGACCGCCGCCUCCGAAAUCACCGCUCUCAUCUCCUGCGUCAUAUUCAUCUGUAUGCAAAACCUCCAGGACAGUCGCACCGCAUAUCAACUUCUCAAGACAGGCCACGGCAUCAUCACCGACGUCGAUCGCCGUCUUGCCUCGGGAGAGCUCGUCAUCACAGAUAGCGAAAAUACCGUCCUCAAUGGGUGCUUGCGACCCAUCAUUGAGCGCCUGCGCAUGAGGUUUUGCUGCAUCGUCGACAUCCCCUCUGCCUUGGCCAUCAGCUCAGCCAUCCGAAAGGAAAGCCUCGAUUCGCCCUCGUCAAUACCUCACAUUCCCCAUAGCUUCAGUAGCCUCCUCGAAGCACGUAACGAGCUCGAGCACAUCAUCGACUGGGGACAGGAAAAUGUUGAUCCUUCAAACUCCCCAAGCCACGGUCUUUUUGAAUUGCACGGCAUGCUGACCUCCUGGCAAUCUGCCCUUGAAAGGACCCCUAUCCUGGAUGCCGAACGCUACGAUGCACUUGUCAGCUCCAAGAAGCUACUGAGAUCCGCUGCCUUGGCCGCCGCCAUUCUUUUCGACACCAUGGGAACUCAGGUCGAAUGUCACUACGACCGCCAUAUCGAUAAAUUUGCCGAGAUUGUUCAUCUGUACAAAGAGGCCAUUGGCGAUCACUCGCGAACUCCGCGACGAGUGUCGUUUGGCAUCGACUCGGGCGCCAUUGAUACAUUAGCCUUUGUCGCUGGACGAUGUCGCGACCCUGUCAUCCGCCGGGAAGCCAUCACCCUGCUCGCCCAGACCAACCGUUUGGAAGGAGAUCUGCAGGGAACCACUGGGAGUACCAUUAUCCAGGAACUCAUCCGUCUUGAGGAGCAAGGUCUUGAUGUCUCUUGCGCAGCAGACAUCCCUGAAUCUUCGCGACUUCGUAUCUGGGAAGAUCACCAGUACUGGGACAACGGUGAGAUCCACAUUUUCUUUAUCAAAAGCCCAUAUGAACUUUCUCAGUGUGCUGAGAUCAAGGAAGUCGUCAUCAAAUUGCCUGACACCGCCCUGCGCGUGCCAAAAGAAGGUGCCAAUCCAGGAAGUCCUUCACUACGCCUGCCCAAUGUCAAAUAUGGCCGAGGAAUUGGCGAGUUCCUCGAGGAGAGCACCCAGACCUAUUACCAGAUCACCCUUUCAUCAUUUUUCAUGCCCAUGCCGAGGCUAUGA